Messenger RNA from Clupea harengus (Atlantic herring), 1802 nucleotides. RefSeq names its product transmembrane protein 125b (gene tmem125b). NCBI's taxonomy places the organism in Eukaryota, Metazoa, Chordata, Actinopteri, Clupeiformes, Clupeidae. The record is from RefSeq and is a predicted model, not a curated record.
GUGGGGGUGUGUUUAUUUGGCACACUCACCAUUUUGUGUCAGACAAGAUGGAGACUGCUGCCAUUGUGUGCGUAGAGUGUUAUCUGAAUGACAGCAUGCCCUGGACAGCUGUGGUUGUGCGCUGCUGCUGCCCUUGACGCUUGGCACUGGUUUCAUACGCCCCUGUGAAACUGGCACCCUGUGUGUCCUCUCUUACCAGUGACUUACAACACAGCCCUCACACUGAGAGAGAGAGCAAGCAUGACACGGGACCAUCGACAGACACUCACACAGUGACAGUCGUGGGGGAGAGAGAGAGGCCAGAGAUGGAUGGGAUAUGUUGCCAAACAGACUGAACGGAACGUCACGGAGCUCCCCGACUGUGCUGGGGAAGACACGGACCACAGGAACCCUUCACAUGAUAUAAAGUUCUGUUCACUCUCGAGACACGGACCACAGGAACCUUUCACAUGAUAUAAAGUUCUGUUCACUCUCGACACACGGACCACAGGAACCCUUCACAUGAUAUAAAGUUCUGUUCACUCUCGAGACACGGACCACAGGAACCUUUCACAUGAUAUAAAGUUCUGUUCACUCUCGAGACACGGACCACAGGAACCCUUCACAUGAUAUAAAGUUCUGUUCACUCUCGAGACACAUGAUGAAGACUUGGUGGAACUCGGCUUAUCAGACUCCAUGUCUGAACUGGAGGAACUCUAUAGGAGACUGAUAAGGCUCCUCAGUGACUCAGAGCACACCGGGGGGUGGGUGAGUCAUGGCUGAGAUGGAGCGCCUGUCUGUGGCGAGGCACGGCCGCGGCCCGCUGGCCCCUCGGAGAUCCGACCCGGCCUGGGUCCAGCGCCGUACGCUGGAGGAGCAGGUGGAGCUAUGGUGGUUCGGGGAGCCCCGCGUGUCCCUGCUCUGCUACGGAGCCUCCGUGGGCCUGGUGCUGGGCCUCGGGCUGGCCGGGAUCGGCCUGCUGUCCACGGCCUCUGCGGCUUCGACGGGCCGCUCGGCCGUGUGGCGCCUGGGCGUGGGCUCCGCGCUCUGCCUGCUGGCGCUGGCGGUGCUCCUGAAGCAGCUGCUCAGCUCGGCCGUGCAGGACAUGGGCUGCGUGCGGAGCCGGCGGCGCGUGGAGCUCCUGCGGAGCGGCGGGCGUCUGGACACGGCGCUGCUGCUGGCCGCCGGGCUCGGGGCGGCCGCGUGCGGGGCCACGCUGCUGGGGCUGGGCGAGGAGGACACGCUGCUGCCCGGGGCGCUCCUCCUGGCCUGCGGGGGCGCCAUCGCCCUGGGGGUCGGGGUGUAUGCCGCCGUGGGGUUCUGGCAGAGCCGAAGGGACGUCGGGAGGAGGAGGAGGAGGAGGAGAAGCAGGCGGAGAAGGAUGAUGGUGACAAACCCGCAGCCGUGGAGAGACUCGGCUUCAAGCCAGGCUAGUUUGAUAUAAGUGACAGGAGGAGAGUGGGCAGAGGAGCGCUGCAAUGGAGGGAGACAAGACAAUAAGGAGAAGAGUGUUGAGGGAAUCGAAAGACGAGGUGAGGAAAGGACAUGACAGUCACAUCAGUCUUUGUUAUGUCCUGUCAAUUUUUAUUCGGCCCUCAGACCUUUCAAUUUACACCUUCACAUUCUUUCCUCGUCUGGAGCCAUUAGAAUCAGGUCACACACAAAACCGUUUCCCCUUGACAGUGAUUAUCUGAGUCACUCUAAAUGAAGAGAUUUAUCACUUUUGCUUGCCCUGCAGUUGUCCAAAAAUACCUAUCCGGAUGGCGUGUAGCAAUUGAGGUGAGAUUAUUGAGCUGAGAGAUUAAAGUGAUUUGUCCAUUCAA